Peronospora matthiolae is the source of this 411-nucleotide messenger RNA. NCBI's taxonomy places the organism in Eukaryota, Oomycota, Peronosporomycetes, Peronosporales, Peronosporaceae. The record is from the annotation of a GenBank genome assembly.
AUGGUAGAGUUUGCCAUCAACAACUCGGUGCAUGCGUCCACGACACAUACACCGUUUUACGUGAAUGGCUUUCGCCAUCCGCGUGUACCCACCUUACUAGAGUGUAACUCUGGUUUAAGGGGGGGAGGGACUCGCGCGAGCAAAAACCGAUUUGGUUCACGCUUAUCACGCGCUGACGAUGAGGUUAUUGCGUUUGAUGCCGAUAUCGAUAACAUCGAUAUCGAAGAAGAUGAUGCCAGUGAGAGUGCGGAAGCCCUCACUGAAGAAAAGAUUGAUGUUGUUGCAGUGCACUCACAGCGCACUGAAGCUAACGAGUCUUCCGAUGAGUUUAUACUGGCUCGUGAAACGGGUAGUCCGUUUUGUGCAAGACUCCAUCGCCGAAGCGGUGGAUUAGCAAAAGCAAAACGCUGA